Striga asiatica is the source of this 372-nucleotide messenger RNA. NCBI's taxonomy places the organism in Eukaryota, Viridiplantae, Streptophyta, Magnoliopsida, Lamiales, Orobanchaceae. The record is from the annotation of a GenBank genome assembly.
AUGGCUAGAAGAAAAAAGGGUGUUCAUUUACUGUUCUCCUGGCAUUACAAAGUUGAUACAUCCCCUUUCCUCUACAAGAAUUGUCUCAAAUCUAUGGACAGUAAAAACUCAAAGCCCUCGUCAACUCGAGACGCUACACUAGUUUUACUCACGACUGAUGUUUCGAAUUUUCAUUGCUUGCACAUGCACUCAGGCACAGGCUCGGGCCAUAUUGCCGCCGUGAGAAGGUACGAAAACAUCACUGCUCAACGACACAAUGUAGUCAAUGGCAGCAAGAAUAGAAGGUUUGUUCAUGUAUGGAGUGAGCUCUCCCUCUCUUGCCAAACUCUGCUUCGUGAAUAUAUUCGGGAACUCAUGCACGAGCGGCUUUAG